AUGCGUAGCUCAAGAAGCUUUAUCAGACGUGAAGUCAUUGGUAAUAGUACGGACGAUGAAAAACAUUUUAAUGAGCUAUCUUGUACUGCCAACCAUAUAAGACAGUUGAGCGGAAAUAUGGUGAUGAACAAAGAAGGUUCUGGACCAUUUUCUUUAAGAGCGCUUACUGAAGACCUAGUAGGUUCGACUGAUGAGGUUGCGAGCCACUCUAGAGCUGAAACAGCUACUCCUAAUCAGAUAUAUUUAGAUUUGGAUCAAAUCAAUAAGAUCGUUUCUGAGAGCAAGAGAAAAUUUGGACUAGACGGGUGUAUGUAUUUAAAGGAAGGUGGAUAUAUUCACCAGUUAACUGACGUAGAGUACAUUUCAGAAGAGGAGGGUCAUUUUAAUAAUAAACUUUAA
Psylliodes chrysocephalus is the source of this 399-nucleotide messenger RNA. Lineage: Eukaryota; Metazoa; Arthropoda; Insecta; Coleoptera; Chrysomelidae. The record is from the annotation of a GenBank genome assembly.